AUGUGCAGGGGGUCAGGGCAGACCCACCGCCUCAGCCACCGCUUCCGCCUCCAUGAGCUCUCCGAAGUUCCCAAUCUCGCUCUACGCCAUUGGACACUUCCCCUCCAACCCUUUUACCCUUUUUUCUCCUCAUAUUCCCUAGGUCGUGUCAAGAUGGCGAAAGGUCAUAAGCCAAAGCAACACGCGCGUCGGCAUUCCGAGGCCAGCAAUGCGCCUUCCGAGCCCUCCAGCCCCAACAAAACCGACAAUGUGUCCAAGCUGAACGCGCAGCCUGAGCAGGAAUCCGAGCAAUCCGCCUACGAGAAGAAGAAGCAAACCUUCAUCACCCGGACGAUAUGGACUUUCGUGAUGAUCGCCGGUUUCUUCGUUGCCUUGUUUUCGGGCCACAUCUUUAUUAUCGCCCUGGUCACUGCUAUCCAACUCGUUUCGUUCAAGGAAGUCAUCUCGAUUGCUAGCAAGGAUAAGAAGAAGAAUGAGGGCAAGAAGGAACCAAACCUGCGCUUCACCAAGACCCUCAGCUGGUAUUUCCUCGCGACAACCAUGUAUUUCCUGUACGGCGAGAGCGUGAUCUACUAUUUCAAGCACAUCUUGUUGGUGGACAAGGUUUUCUUGCCCCUCGCGAACCACCAUCGCUUCAUCAGUUUUACACUCUAUGUUAUGGGCUUCGUUAUUUUCGUCGGUUCCCUGCGCAAAGACACCUACAAGCUGCAGUUCCAGCACUUCGCUUGGACUCACAUGGCGCUGUACCUGAUCGUGGUCCAGGCUCACUUCGUGAUGAACAACAUUUUCGAGGGCAUGAUCUGGUUCUUCCUUCCCGCCGCGCUUGUGAUCACCAAUGAUAUUUUCGCCUACGUCUGCGGUAUCACCUUUGGUCGCACCCAAUUGAUCCAGCUUUCCCCCAAGAAGACAGUCGAGGGCUUCAUUGGCGCCUGGAUCUGCACCAUUAUCUUUGGCUACUUCAUCUGCAACAUGCUUAUGCGCUCCAAGUACUUCAUUUGCCCUGUCAACGACCUCGGUGCGAACCUUUUGACCGGCCUCGAGUGCGUUCCAAACCCUGCUUUUGUCCCCUAUCCCUACUCGCUCGAGAUCUUUGGCCUAGAUAAGACUUUCUGGAUUGAGCCCAUGCAGUUCCACAUUUUGAGCUUUGGUACUUUUGCCUCUCUUGUUGCUCCGUUCGGCGGUUUCUUCGCCUCUGGACUGAAGCGUUCUUUCGGCAUUAAGGACUUCGGAGAGUCCAUUCCUGGUCAUGGCGGUAUUACCGAUCGAUUUGACUGCCAGUUUAUCAUGGGUUUCUUUGCCUACAUGUACUACCACAGCUUCAUUGCCAUCUACAAGGCCAAUGCCGGUGACAUCAUCGAGACUGCUAUUAAUGGUCUCACUGUCGAGGACCAGCUGGAGGUUGUGCGCGGUCUGAGCAAGUAUCUCUACAACCAAGGCGCCGUUUCGGAAACAAUUCUGAACUGCCUUACCAACGAGCUUAAGCGAUGA
Messenger RNA from Penicillium malachiteum, 1488 nucleotides. RefSeq names its product phosphatidate cytidylyltransferase (gene cds1). Bases 1 to 1488 code for a protein of 495 amino acids. The record is from RefSeq and is a predicted model, not a curated record. Gene Ontology annotation, cellular component: endoplasmic reticulum membrane. The transcript is spliced from 4 exons. Gene Ontology annotation, molecular function: phosphatidate cytidylyltransferase activity. Lineage: Eukaryota; Fungi; Ascomycota; Eurotiomycetes; Eurotiales; Aspergillaceae.